AGCGCGCUGAGGCUGGGAGAGCGGCUGACAUGGCGCACUUGGGGCGUCUCCUGGUUCCCCUGGCAGCCCUGGUCCUGUUUCUCUGGGCGGUCCCUGGGGCUCUGGGACGGCGGAGCAACGUGCGAGUCCUCACCGAUGAGAACUGGACCUCGUUGCUUGAAGGAGAGUGGAUGAUAGAAUUUUAUGCUCCUUGGUGCCCUGCUUGUCAGAAUCUUCAGCCAGAAUGGGAAAGUUUUGCUGAGUGGGGAGAAGAUCUUGAGGUUAAAGUUGCAAAAGUGGAUGUCACAGAGCAGACAGGAUUAAGUGGACGGUUUAUCAUAACUGCUCUUCCUUCUAUUUAUCAUUGUAAAGAUGGUGAAUUUAGGCGCUAUCUGGGCCCAAGGACUAAGAAGGACUUCAUAAACUUCAUAAGUGAGAAAGAAUGGAAGAAUGUUGAACCUAUAUCAUCAUGGUUUGGUCCAAGUUCUGUUUUGAUGACUACUAUGUCAGCACUUUUUCAGCUUUCCGUGUACAUCAGGACUAGCCACAGCUAUUUUGUUCAUGACCUUGGAAUACCAGCAUGGGGCUCAUACUUGGUUUUUGCUUUUGCCACAGUGCUCUCAGGACUGCUGCUGGGACUUUGUAUGAUAUUUGUAGCAGAUUGCCUUUGCCCUUCAAAAAGACGCAAACCUCAGCAACAGUCUACAAAAAAACCAUCACCAGAAUUUUCUCAACCUUUGAAAAAAGUGGAGGAAGAACAAGAGGCUGAUGAAGAAGAUGUUUCAGAAGAGGAGACGGAAAAUAGAGAGGGAACAAGCAAAGACAAUCCUCAGAGCAGCCUAAGACAGCGCUGUGUGGGCCCAUCAUCGGCCACAGACAAAUCCUAAGUUUUACAUAUAUCUUAAUAUUAUGAUUUUAACAAAACUGAGGGUCGGUGAUCAUUUCUGUUGCGAAUUGAACUGUGACUUGCUGUAUAUACAGUUGAGGUUGACAUUAAUUUGGACAGUUUUCAUGCAGGAAAUAAAAGCAGUUAGAUAUAACAGUUUGAAAUAUGAUUUAAGAAUAUUAUGAUGGUUUAAAGUUAUUUAAUUUCAGAAGAUCCUGGUGCCAAGCAGUAAGAUUUGUGUUUAUAUUUAAUAAUCUAUUUUGUGUGAGAUUCGAAACUGCCUUUCCCAAGAUUUGCAUUACUGGGAUAUUUAGGAAAGUUACCUUAGAGAGAAGGAUUUCUCGUUUCACAUCAUUUUUCUCAGUUUCACUGUGUGAAAAAAGGAUCAUAUCUCCCAUAAGUGGGAGUGUUGCCCAUUGUUCCAAGACAGGUAUUGCAUUGAUAACGCUGGGCUUAAGUAGAGUCCAAAAUUUCCUCAUAGAUUUUGGAUUAUACAGCUAACAAAACUACCUUACUUUAUAGCUUUCAUUUCUAUACAUGACAUUCAGGAUAUGCUGCUGACUACAAGUUGUUAUAAGUCUAUGGCAUUGUAUUAAUUCUUAAAGCUGAUGCCUGUUUUAGUCUCUUGUUCACUAUAUGAUUUUUGUUAUUUGCCAUGUGUUACAUUUUUAAGUUGAAAAAAAUUAACAGUAUCACUAUUGUGUGUACUGUGGGUAAACAGAACUUUUUUUAUCCUUUUAAGUUGAAGUUUACUGAGAGAACCGUCAAAUCAAACUGUUUACUUGAAAAUGUACAAAUUUGGCUAUACAUUCCAGAUUUUAAAUAUUAUUAUUAUUAAAUGGUCUGAAGUUUUCUUUUCUCUUUUUAAGGUAAAAAUGAAAUUUUCUGAUUUUUAAAGUUUGAUGUGGAAAAGCUUUGGUAUUUUAUAUUUUGGAAAUUCAGAGCUUAAUUGAUGUAAAAUGAAGUCUGCAUUCUACUCAAGAAACACCUACUACUAUGUGUUUUUAGUGUAUCUCUGUCCUCCACAGGUUCUUGAUGAAUUUUAUAGUUAGGAUAUUGCUUUGUGUUUGAAAAUCAUAACACUGUUAUGUUUUAAAGACAAAUUUCAUAUUGAAUUGUUGUUGACUGCUAGUACUAUGUGUCUCGCAAAUGGAAACAAGAUCAGCAAGAUGGUAGGGUAUAGUGGGGACUGACUUGAUGUCUGCCAGGCGAAAGCGGACCGAAUUCCUGAUGCGUCCUCCAGCCUUUAUGGAGUAGAUGGUGUCUGACUGCUCUCUCCUUUACGCUCUUUGUGUGAAUUCCUUAGAUUUGCAGUACUGUGAUGUACAACAGCUUCCUUUAGGCCUCUCCUUUAUAAUAUUAAAUGUCCUGCUGUCAGAGUUUGGGUAUGUAGUUUGUGAUGGCUUAGAAAAACAUUCUAAGCAGAAAAUAAAUGUUUCUAAGCACUUCAGUGAUAUUGAAGAAAAGUAUGAUUUCUCUCAGUGUCUUUUCGGAGUCUCAUGUAUCCCAGGCUGACCUCCACUACUGUAUAGCCAAGUGUGAUGGAACCAAUGAUCCUCCACCCUAUUGGCCGGGUGGUAGGAUUACAGGAACACACCAUCACUGGGCGCCCUCCUGCCUGGCAAGCACUCUACCAGCUGAGCUCAGUCUCUAGCCCAGCAGUGAUUGGUAGGUUCCUGUUUGAAAGUCUGCUUAAUCACUUGCCGCCCAGCAGUGCUCUGGGGCGUGAAGAGAUGUGUCACUACUUGUGUGCCUCAUGUGACCCAAAGACUAGUCUUCUCAAUCAUUUCAGGAGAAUAAUGCUCUGUAGUCAACAUUUUGUUUGCUUUUAGUGUUUCUGUUGUAUCUCUAACAUUGUCAGGUUUUUAAUUAGAAAAUGCUUUAUUACAGAAAAUUAAAAGUAUCCUGAAUUAAGGUGUUGGGUGUUCUCAUAAGCAUAUUGUAUAAUUCUUGAAAAUUGUCACAGUAUACUUCUGAAAAAUUUUGUUUUGAUACCACCAGUAUACAGAACCUCAUGGUUAAUUUACAAAUGAUUCUGAAAUGAAUAAUGUGUUAUAGGUAACAAACUAGGAAAUUCUGGCCCAUUCGCCACUUGUCACACUCCACCAAAAUACUGUAAAAUCUGGUCUCUACUGGAAUAUGUGGUGUUCUGCCAUAUACUGUUUCAUGAUUGUUUAGCAAGACUGGUUAAAAGAUGGGAGUGCAGGCUCAUCUAAGAGAGAUAGGAGUGUGGGCUUGUCUAAGAAAGAUGGGAGUGCGGGCUCAUCUAAGGUGGGAGUGCAGGCUCAUCUAAGGUGGGAGUGUGGGCUCAUCUAAGGUGGGAGUGCAGGCUCAUCUAAGAUGGGAGUGCGGGCUCAUCUAAGGUGGGAGUGCGGGCUCAUCUAAGGUAGGAGAUCUAAGGUGGGAGUGCGGGCUCAUCUAAGAGCUUCCCGCACAUGGUUAGCAACCUGUUGGAGCUUUGAUAAAGUUUUCAGUGUGAUCACUGCAACUUCUGUGUAACGUGUGUGUGUGUGUGUGUGUGUGUGUGUGUGUGUGUGUGUGUGUGUGUGUCUUUAAAUCAUACUUCUCUAUACCAGCAAAUCCUUUUCCAACAUGGUUAUUUUGGAGUUGCAGUAAAUGGUGCUUUUGAAAAUAGUUUUCCUGUCAAUGUAUUGGCUUUUUUUUUUUUCACAUUGUGUUGUUAGCUUUUACAAAUCAAAAUGACGUCUGAUGCUCAGUGGUUAAGAGCCUUGCAGAGGACCAGAGUUUGUUUCCUAGUACCUAUGUUGGUCAGCUCAAAGCUGCCUGUAAUUGUAGCCCCAGGGAAGGCAAUACCACUAUUCACCAUGAGCACCCACACUCCAUGUACACAUAAUAAAAAAUAAUAAAGUCAAAA
This is a messenger RNA of Grammomys surdaster, 3740 nucleotides long. RefSeq names its product thioredoxin related transmembrane protein 1 (gene Tmx1). The transcript is spliced from 8 exons. The record is from RefSeq and is a predicted model, not a curated record. NCBI's taxonomy places the organism in Eukaryota, Metazoa, Chordata, Mammalia, Rodentia, Muridae. Bases 30 to 866 code for a protein of 278 amino acids.